Salvelinus sp. IW2-2015 is the source of this 1922-nucleotide messenger RNA. RefSeq names its product m-AAA protease-interacting protein 1, mitochondrial. Gene Ontology annotation, cellular component: mitochondrial inner membrane. Gene Ontology annotation, molecular function: ribosome binding. Lineage: Eukaryota; Metazoa; Chordata; Actinopteri; Salmoniformes; Salmonidae. Gene Ontology annotation, biological process: protein insertion into mitochondrial inner membrane from matrix. The record is from RefSeq and is a predicted model, not a curated record.
AUGGAACGUCAUCAGAAGUGUCCACUUAAUUUGAGGGCUGAGGGAAUAGGGUGUGUCUUUUAAGUGUUUGGACCGUAAACGUAGAACAAAAAAAGAUGGCGCUGCCCAUGUUAAGAGGUUGCAAUUGUAGCAGACUGCCUUCAGUACUGAGUCGUUUCUUGAAACCUGAGCACGUUGUGCUUCCCCGGGCCAUCAAGACCACCCGCCUGGCUCCUACUUUGUCCUUUGGUGUUGUGUCCACCGUCCGAACUUAUUGCUCUGAUCGAGGUGGAGGUAAACAAAACCAGAAGGUGGUUGUGCUCGGCAUCCCCAACCCUUUAAUAUGGUUCCGAACCCGAGUAUACUACUUUUUGAUUCGGGUUUAUUUAGACAAGGAAUUCAAGAUCGAAGAAUUCACAGAGGGGUCGAAACAGGCAUUCUCCCAUGUUUCAAGACUGUUGUCAGGGAGUCAAUUUGAGGCACUUGAAGGUCUGGUUGCUAAAGACCUGAUUGCAAAACUGGAAGAGAAAUGUGCUCUGCUCCCACCAAGUCACCUGCAAGCGCUUUCUGCAGAUCCGGAAGACUUGGUGUACACAACACCAGGGGAUGUUGGCAUUUAUGAUGAUGAUGAUGGGCGGAAGUUUGUCAGUAUUCUGAUGAGAUACUGGUAUCUGACAAGUGCCCGGUUGCCUGAGGAAUCAUUGGAGGGAACACGUAUCUUUCAGGUGGCCAUAGGUGGUGAGGGUGAGCCGGAGACAAAGAAACUGCUCACAGCCAACUAUGAAUUCCAAAGGGAGUUUACUAAGGGGGUGUUGCCAGACUGGACCAUCACCAGGAUAGAGCACUCGAAGCUGCUGGAUUAAACUUGGAUUGAAUGGAGAUUGUAGGGGAGAUGGAGAGUGGUAGAGAAGCAGGAAAUGGAAGACCAUCCUUCCUGCUCAACCUACGAGAAUAUCCCCCCCACCUGCUAAAAUCUUGAUGCUCCUCAGGAGCAAAACGACUCUCAAAGCCAAGGCCAGGAGAGACAUGGGGAAUAUUUGAGGCCAACUUUCUAUCUGCCAGAAGUCACAUACUAUCCGCUGUAGAAAAAGUACAAAAGUCAAACAUAUCUGUUCGUAGUUUACUACUGUUCAGACAUCCAUGCAAGACCAGUUUUUCCCACUUGUCUCAGGCAGCACCGCAAUCUGUGGUCCAAACUAGGCUUUUUUUGUCAGCUCUGCUUUUAGAGCCUGAGAUUCUUCCUUCUGUUCAAUGGGGAGGGUAGACAAGGGGCAUACAGAAAUUGUGAGGAAAAAAAGCAGUAUAGGGGUCUGUAUUGAGAUUCUGUAGUCAGUCUUAGAUGUGCUUCUGUCCAAGCUUUUGGUAGAGCGUGCACACAGACUAAAGAAAAUGUCACACUUUGAUACAGAUAUGAACAAAUGUUUAAAUCAUUCCCUGAGCAAACUUACUCUAACCUACUUGUACUCUAACAAUCAAGUUAUUUAGUGGAAAAAAUUACUGUGCUGUAUCUGUUUCUUGAGAUGUGCUUUAUCUCCAGAAUAGUCCAUCAGCUGAAAAAGUAGUGAUUGCUAAUUACUGUUGGCGACAAGUAUUGGUGUUCUUUCUUAGUGGGUACUCUCCAAAUCAAAUUUUAUCCUGUGCACACAUGAUUAGUAGUGCUGCGAUAGUGGUACAACAAACACAAAUUAAAAGAAAAUGGAUCACUCUGCCCGUUGUGCAAUUGUCUUUGGCAGCUUUCAGCAGCAGAACUCUCUGACUGUCACACGUUGUUCUCCUAAACAUUUGAGUGAAGUUGAAAUGUAUAGAUUAAAUUGUGCCCCCCCCCCCCCCCCCAAAAAAGAGAAAAUACAGGUUUUAUAUAUUCCCUAUCUCUCAAAAGUUUUAGAUCCCACACCACAGUUCCCCAACAGCUGCCCCUCAACCAUCUGAGGAAAAAUAAAAUG